Messenger RNA from Trichosurus vulpecula (common brushtail), 1632 nucleotides. RefSeq names its product calcium modulating ligand (gene CAMLG). NCBI's taxonomy places the organism in Eukaryota, Metazoa, Chordata, Mammalia, Diprotodontia, Phalangeridae. Gene Ontology annotation, cellular component: GET complex. The transcript is spliced from 4 exons. Gene Ontology annotation, biological process: tail-anchored membrane protein insertion into ER membrane. The record is from RefSeq and is a predicted model, not a curated record. The coding region runs from base 127 to 1023 and encodes 298 amino acids.
GGUCUCGGGUUUGCGCGAGGUUAGGGAAGAACGGGGCAUGCGCGUUCCCCGGGGAGUGGGGCCAUUGUGUGAGCGGGACCGGCGGAGCUCUGCCACAAGCUCCGGGUGGCGCCGAGUCAGGCCGGGAUGGAGCCGUUGACCGUCGCUACCGGGGAUGACGGGCCCGGACCGCCCGGGCCCUCGGAGAGCGGGGGCCUGACUGCUUCCCAGCGCCGGGCGGAGUUGAGGCGAAGAAAGCUGCUAAUGAACUCGGAGCAGCGAAUCAACCGGAUCAUGGGCUUCCACAGGAGCGGGACUGCCACGGAAGAAGAAGCGAAUGCAGAAUCAAAGCAGCAUGACACUGAUAAGCUGAACUCCCUCCCUGUUCCUUCAGUUUCAAAGCGAGUGGUGCUGGGUGAUUCGACUGGCACAGGAACAGUGGACCACCAGGGUGGCAUUACAGAGAUCAAGGGAACCCAACUGAUAGAUAAAAAGGACUCUUUAAUCAAUCCAUCUGAGAGUAGUAGUGAUAGUAACCUUGAACUCCGUCAUCGAAAAAGAGGGGAUCUUACAACAGAAACUGUCCAGAGAAGCUCCCAGCAUGGCUUAGACCAGUAUCUUUCCAGAUUUGAUGAAGCAAUGAAGUUAAGAAAACAAUUGAUUAGUGAAAAACCUAGUCAAGAGAAUGGAAGUACAGGGGAAGAAUUUGAUACUUUUCGAAUUUUCAGAUUGGUGGGAUGUGCUCUUCUUGCCCUUGGAGUUCGGGCUUUUGUAUGCAAAUAUUUGUCCAUAUUUGCUCCAUUUCUGACAUUGCAACUUGCAUUCAUGGGAUUAUCUAAGUACUUCCCAAAGAGUGAAAAGAAGGUGAAGACAACAGUACUAACUGCUGCACUUUUAUUGUCUGGAAUCCCAGCUGAAGUAAUCAGUCGUUCCAUGGAUACCUAUAGCAAAAUGGGAGAUGUUUUCACAGACCUUUGUGUCUACUUUUUCACUUUCAUCUUCUGCCAUGAACUGCUUGUUUUUUGUGGCUCUGAAGUUCCAUGAAAGCUAUUGAACACAAAAGAGUAUCUUAUAAAGCCAAUUUUCUGUUCUCUACUAAUCUAAGGGAAAGAAACCAGUUUAUACUUUUAUAGCAUUCUUACUUGAUAGGAGUUGUAGAACCACUGGAUUAUGAAUGGAAUGGCAGGGUCCCCAGUUCACAGGUUUUGUGCUUGUACUAGUCCUGAUGUGAAGAAUAGAGUACAGGUGUCAUUCAUUUAUUUGUCUUACUCAGUUAAAAGGUGUAUCUAUUGCCCUGGCCUACAUUCUGCUCAGGUUGUAUUCUUUCUCUUUUGGCCUAUGAUAAUACAACUAAGGUCUUUGUGCUCUUUGCAGAACUGUUAAACAUUGUCUUAGCCAUCCCUAAGAACUGCUUCUGGUAUUUGUUUUUCCUUCUCUUACAAUAAAUGAGUCCAUCUUAUACAUAAAAUUAAACUAACUGUGUUUUCUGACCUUCUUGUAUACAAUGUAAUAUCCAGUAAUUGAAUGAAGUAAUCAAAUGUUAGCCAGUUUCCUCAUUGAAAACACUUCUUUAUUUUCAAUCCAGCCCCUAAUAUUUAAUCAAAUAUAGGAGUCCAUUUGCACAAAUAAAAUUGGAGGAGGCUUGGGAAGUUA